Messenger RNA from Trichogramma pretiosum, 1776 nucleotides. RefSeq lists its product as uncharacterized. NCBI's taxonomy places the organism in Eukaryota, Metazoa, Arthropoda, Insecta, Hymenoptera, Trichogrammatidae. The transcript is spliced from 5 exons. The coding region runs from base 575 to 1246 and encodes 223 amino acids. The record is from RefSeq and is a predicted model, not a curated record.
CUGCUGCUGCUGCUGCUCUUCAGUCGAGCUUUGGAUAUCCACCUGUAUAGUUCUCCAUCUCUCUUUCUUUCUUCUUCUCUCUCUCUUUCUUUGGCGCUGCUGCUGUUUCUUUUCUCUUCCUUGCGCGCGCGAGUCUUUGGGUUGACUUGAAGCAAACACGCGCGCAAAUCAUUGGCCUGGCAGAGGACUGACAUUCACCGAAUCAACUGGAAGAAAAGAAGAAAAAAAGAGCAGGAAUCGGCGAUCGGUAUCCUACCGAUUUGUCUUUUUUCGAUCUCUUGAUUUGGCUACUCGGGCGAGGAGCAGCAGCGUCCGCAUACCAUAGUAGCAGCCCAUAGUGCGCCAGUGUCGGACCCGAGUGACGUGACGGAUCUGGCUUGUUUUGACCUAGUUUUUCGGCCGAUCCAGUCGCUCGUCUUCGUUUUUUCUUGUUGUUAUUGUUGUUGUUACUGUUGUUUUUGUUGUUGUUGUUUUUGUUGUUGUUGUCAUCAUCGACCGUCUACAUCUGCCGGCUUUCCGACCCAAGAACGGGAUUGCCCAAAUCGAGCCACUAGCAGGAACAACGUUUAUUGAGAUGUUUUAUCAAGGAAAAUUACAAGCGUUAGUGUUGGUGCUGCUAGCGGUAGUCAGUACGAAAAUUGAAGCAGCAUCAAAGUGCCAGGGCAGUGGACUGAAGUACGUGUGGGGCGAUGCGCUCACGGACUCGACGGACUGCUUGGGACCCAACAAUAUGCAAUACCCCACGGGCGCCAUAGCGCGAACCUUCAAAAACGUGUGGCCCGGUAGCAGCAGGACUGCGAGACACUAUCAGGAUCGAGAAACGAUAGACCCGGAGAUUACGCGUCAGACGCUCCUGCAGAACUACAAAGCGGCAAGUGGUGACCAUCACAUUGCAAGCAGCACGAGAAUCGGACGAUCUUAUUCAAACAAGGACUCGUGCGGUGACUCGACGCGACUAUGUAAAACCAGGUACAACACCACUGCGCCGAUGUACGGAGUUAGUUUGACCAGCGGCCAACCAGUAACGAUCGUUCAAAAAUUCCCCGAUCUUCUGCAGCAAGUCGUUUUUGAAGUUUGCGAGUCAAAGGAGUGCGACACGAUUUACGGCGAAUGCACGCAGACGUACGUGCCAUACUUAUUUUUGGUAAUACCUUUGGGGCCGGUGACGCUGACUGGCCAAGACUACGUGCUCGUCGAAAGCGGCUGCGUCUGUAAGCCAACGAGAAAGCCCAAUCGAAGCGAUUGAGCCAGCCCUAGCAGCCGACACAUUCGAAUCGCGAUCCAGUGAAAUUUACCAUUGAGAAUACUUCAAAUGGGUCAGAGUGUCAUCGAGAGAUAACGCAUCGCAUCCAGCUGCUCAUUGUAAUAUUUCCUUGCGUAUGCGUCAUGUAGGAGAGAGAUCGUCGAUGCAUUAAUUUUAGCGGCUCCUGCCGAGAGACUGAAUGCACCGUAUACAUUGCUGCAAAAUAAUGCAAACAAAAAAAAAUAAAUAAACGAUCGAAUGAGAGAAUGAAAGACUAAAUGAAUGAGAGAAAAUAAGCUACCACCGCGAAGCCGGUUGCGGACAUAAGUACGUUUGACUGCAUACUUCGUAAUAGGCACAACAGCAGUGACAGCAGGUCCUCGUUCGAUCUUUAAUCGACAUAAGUUGGAACGAGCUUUUUUGGCCUUCUGCAACUCGAGAGACUCAAUGAUUCGAAAAGCAAGAAAAUAAUAGAGAAAGAAAAAUUUAACGAAUGUUAUUUUUGUUAUAUGUACAACUUAGAAAGUAUAUAU